This is a messenger RNA of Lactuca virosa, 669 nucleotides long. The record is from the annotation of a GenBank genome assembly. NCBI's taxonomy places the organism in Eukaryota, Viridiplantae, Streptophyta, Magnoliopsida, Asterales, Asteraceae.
AUGGCGGAGUUUACAUCUUCAGAAAGUAGGAAAGGAAAUUUGUUCAAAGAAAUUGAAGAACUUACUGUUUCAAAACCAAAGCAGCAAUGGCAGGUGGAGGGACCGAUUAAGAAUUGGGUGGAGCUCCCAUAUGAUGUGAUGGCUAAUAUUCUAUACAGAAUUGGACCUAUUGAUAUACUUGAGAAUGCUCAGAAAGUUUGCACCACUUGGUGUAAAAUCUGCAAGGAUCCUGCCAUGUGGAGGGUCAUUCAUAUGAAGAAAACUUUGGGACCAUUUUGGCAGAUAUUGCCAUGGGAAAUAUGCAGGUGUGCUUUGAAUAGAAGUCAAGGCCAGUUGGUUGAUAUCAGCAUAGUCGAUGUUGUCAAUGAUGAGCUUCUUCAAUAUGUUGCUCAUAGAUCAAGUCAGCUCAAACGGCUUGAACUUGCGAUUCUAGAUGGUUGUCCUCAUCUUCAAUCACUUGACUUGCGUCAGUGCAUGUACAUUGAUCUCAAAGGAGACAUGGGGAAAAGAUGUUCCGAAAAUAUUAAAUGUCUAAAGCUACCUGAAGAUUCUCUUGAAGGAUGUCUAUACAUUCAAAUAAAUGAUAUUGAUUGCAGGAUAUGUGAAGAUUAUGAUGAUGAUUACGCAGCAGGUAUGGACUUUGAAGAUUGGACCAACUAUGAUUAUUAA